This is a messenger RNA of Oncorhynchus tshawytscha (Chinook salmon), 1301 nucleotides long. RefSeq names its product prostaglandin E synthase 3. The coding region runs from base 180 to 665 and encodes 161 amino acids. Gene Ontology annotation, biological process: telomerase holoenzyme complex assembly; telomere maintenance via telomerase; protein folding. Lineage: Eukaryota; Metazoa; Chordata; Actinopteri; Salmoniformes; Salmonidae. The transcript has 8 exons. Gene Ontology annotation, cellular component: nucleus; cytosol. The record is from RefSeq and is a predicted model, not a curated record. Gene Ontology annotation, molecular function: protein-folding chaperone binding; prostaglandin-E synthase activity; Hsp90 protein binding.
AGCGAGUCCACGGUGACUUGAUUCUAGAUGCGUCAUUGCGCACAACGAGGAAAAGCAGUUACUGGUCUAGGAUUGAUAUUUACAUUUUACCCUGUUGUUUUUCGCUACAGAAGAGAAUUUCCAACAACACAUCGUGGUUAAUACUGCGGUCUGGAGUGGGAAGAAAUAGAUAGCAAGAGAUGCAGCCAGCAACAGCGAAGUGGUAUGACAGAAGGGACUCCGUCUUUAUUGAGUUCCUGGUAGAAGACAGCAAAGAUCUACAAGUGAAGUUUGAAAAAUCAAAACUUGAUUUCCGUUGUGUUGGUGGGAUUGAAACCCUCAAACACCAUAAUGAAUUGGACCUUUUCGACUCAAUUGAUCCCAAUGCAUCGAAGCACAAACGUACAGACAGAUCAGUGUUGUGUUGUCUGAAGAAAGCAGAGGCAGGAAGAGCAUGGCCACGGUUAACAAAAGACAAGGCAAAAUUCCAAUGGCUGGGUGUCGACUUCAACAACUGGAAAGACUGGGAAGAUGAUUCUGAUGAGGAUCUGUCCAGUUUCGACAAGUUCUCAGAGAUGAUGAAUACGAUGGGAGGAGAAGACGGCAUGCCAGAUCUGGGCAUGGGUGGUAUGGAGGGUCUCGAAGAGCACGACAGCGAUGAUGAAAAGAUGCCAGACCUGGAGUAAUGGUGCAUAUAAAGUCUGUAACCGAUGACGACAAGAAAUGAAAGCCUCAAAGGUCGGUUGAAGAGAGAGACGAGUUGAGUUGGUAGCCAUAUUUGAAAAAUGAGGAAAUAUCAGCAGUUUUCCAAACACGUCAGAGGAACCUCACUGAGGAGAGACUGUAUCUGUCGUCACGGCAUCGCAGCAGAGCAUUCUCCAGCCAAUGUCUUAGUGCUGUGCUUUGCUGUUCUAAUUCUGCAUGGACAAUUCAGUUGUUUCCAUGAUGUGCUGUGGGGUUCAGUUAUACCGUGCUUUAACUUAACAACCAGGGGUGCCUUCAGCAAGGAACAGUGUUAUGGAACGUUCAGAUAGAAUUACGUCAUGUAGAACUAAGGUGCCACUGACAUGUAGAAUGAAGGAAUCGUGUCGGCUCAUCGUAUUUCAAUCUGCAACGUUUGACAAUGUUUUCCUACUGAAUGUGGCCCUGCUCUGAUGGGAUAGUCUGAAAGUUACUCUCCACCUUUUUAUUUAAUAACGUCAGUGAGGUUACGUAUUGAAUAUCAACAUAAUUGUAAAUUCUAACCGAAGAAAAAACAUGUUUUCAAACAACUGCCUAUUUUCAAUAAAGUUGUUUCUUUUUUUUAGUGAGAAAUGACCCCU